Messenger RNA from Monoraphidium neglectum, 1641 nucleotides. RefSeq lists its product as hypothetical. NCBI's taxonomy places the organism in Eukaryota, Viridiplantae, Chlorophyta, Chlorophyceae, Sphaeropleales, Selenastraceae. The coding region runs from base 1 to 1641 and encodes 546 amino acids. The record is from RefSeq and is a predicted model, not a curated record. The transcript is spliced from 4 exons.
AUGACUCAGAUGAAGGUCAACGGCCUCCCCCGCGGCGGCCCCGGCGCGGCGGCGGCGCGCGCGGCGGAGCUGCAGGGGCUGGCCGACGCCGCCUUUGACCGCCUGCUGGAGCUCGCCAGCCAGCACCCCUCGAAUUACAUCAUCGACGCCUGCAACAUCUACGCCGAGCAGCGCCGCUGGCGCCUCGAGCCCUUCCGCGCUGCAGGGUUCCGCCUCGCCGCCGCGGUCUGCGCGGCGCCCGAGGCCGUCCUCCUGAAGCGCCUGCAGCAGCGGCCGCCCGCGCUGCGGCCCGCGCCCGAGGAUUUUUUCGAGAUGGCGGCGGGGUUCGAGCUGCCCGCCCCAGGGGAGUUCGAUGACGUCAUCGUAUUGGGGGGCGCGGCGGCGACGGCGGGGGAGGCGGCGACGCUGGUGACGGCGCAGCGCGCGGCGGCGCGGGUGCGGCUUGCGGCGCUGCAGGGGGGCGGCGGUGUGCAGGCGCCGCCGCCGCUGCAUCCGCAGCAGCAGCAGCAGCAGCAGCAGGCAGGUGGCGGUGGCACAGCCGCGCUGGCGUCACGCCAGGGCGCUGGUCAAGGGGAGUGGGGCAGCAGCGUGGGUGUCCAGGCGCCGCAGGCGUGGGGCACCUCAAACCCCCGGCAGCAGCAGGAGGAGCAGCAGCAGCAGCAGCACCAGCAGCAGCACCAGCAGCAGCAGCAGCACCAGCAGCAGCAGCAGCGGGGAGGCGGCAGUGGUGCUGCGGCGACGCAGGCAUUGCGCCAGGGCUCUGCCUCAGGGGCUUGGGGCAGCGGCGUGGGGGCGACGGCGGCGCCGGGAUGGGGUGCCGCAAAGUCUCCAUUUAGUCAGCAGCAGCAGCAGCAGCAGCAGCAGCAGCAGCCAGCCGCUGCGUCGGGCCCCCGCCCCCGCGCCCCGCCGCCAAACCCCUUUCUGGCAGCCCAACAGGGCGAGUGGCAGCUGCCGUGGCAGCCGACCCCAGAAAACCCCCUGUCUUCCGCCACUGUCGCGGGCGCGGUCGCGGCAGCGCAUGAGAUCGCGGGCAACGGCGCGGGCGCGCAGCAGCGGCGGCCGUCGCGGCAGCCGACGGGCCGGGCGCUGCCUUGCAUCCGUGCGGGCGGCGGCGGCGGCGGCGGCGGCGCGCCGUCUACCAGCAGUGAAGAGGAUCUGGGAGAAGACGCCGCCGGCGCCCGCGAUGACGUCACCCUCCAGAUCGAGAUCUCCGAGGAUCUGAGGCGCGAUCUGUCAGCCCUGACCUGCUACGACCCGGCGCCGCUCGUGGCGGCGCUGGCGGGCGGCGGCCCCAGCCGGCGGCGGCCUAGGAAGGUUGGGAAGGGGUCUUAUGGGACUGUCUGGGGCGUCGCGGCGGCGGACCUGCUCCCGGCGGCCGCGGACGGCUCCGCCGCCGCCGGGUGCACUGCCGUGAGCGCGCCGGCGAGCGACGACGAUGGCGGCGCGGAGAGCAGCGGCGGCGGCCGCGGCGGCGAUGAUGCGGCUCAGCCCGAGGGCGAGCUGUUGGCCGUGAAGGUCCUGCGGGCGCGCCACUGCAGCGCUGAGGAGUUUUUGCAGGAGCUGCAGAUCCUGGCCAGUUCCGCCGCGCCGGCAAGGGCAGCCUGCGCCUGGGGAAAGCCCCCCUGCCGCAACCAAACCUAA